CUGUCCGCGUCUGGUAGUGCUGCUCUGAUUUCAUUCAACGUCUGCGCGUGUGAACGUGUUUAUGGACGCGAUGGAAGAAGAACUGAAAUGCCCGGUUUGCGGUUCUCUCUUUAGGGAGCCUAUUAUUUUACCGUGCUCGCACAAUGUCUGCCUGGCGUGUGCCCGUAAUAUCAUCGUGCAGACCCCGGAGGGAGAGACCCCUCCGCAGAGCCGAAGCUCCGGCACCUCGGACUAUGAUUAUCUGGACAUGGACAAGAUGAGCAUGUACAGCGAGACGGACAGCGGCUACGGCUCAUACACGCCGUGCCUGAAGUCCCCCAACGGGGUGCGAGUGUUCCCGCCGGCACUGCUGCACCGGCACUGCUCCAUCACCUGCCCUCUGUGCCACCGCAGCGUGUCGCUGGACGAGCGCGGGCUCCGGGGACUCCAGCGCAACCGGCUCCUGGAGGCGAUCGUGUCCCGCUACCAGCAGAGCCGCGCCGCCUCCGUCAAGUGCCAGCUGUGCGACCGCAACCCGGUGGACGCCACGGUGAUGUGCGAGCAGUGCGAUGUGUUUUACUGCGCGCCGUGCCAGCAGCGCUGCCACCCAUCCCGCGGACCGCUGGCCAAACACCGGCUGCUGCCGCCGACUCACGCGCAGGCGGGCAUCGCGCAACCGGCCGCAGGCUCCGCGCGCAAACAGGCGACGUGCGUGGAUCACGAGUCGGAGAACUACAGCAUGUACUGCGCCAGCUGCCGGAGCCCCGUGUGUUACCAGUGUCUGGAGGAGGGCAAACACGGGAAGCAUGAUGUGAAGCCGCUGGCAGCCAUGUGGAAACAGCACAAGUGUCAGCUGUCCCAGGCGUUGAAUGGAGUGUCUGACAAAGCCAAGGAGGCCAAAGAGUUCCUGGUGCAACUGAAAAAUUUGCUUCAGCAGAUACAGGAGAACGGGGUUGAGUUUGAGGCAUGUCUGGUCGCUCAGUGUGACUCCCUGAUUGAAGCGCUCACUCGGCAGAAGGCCAAACUGCUCACCAAGGUCACAAAGGAGAAAGAGAGCAAACUGAAGACUGUAAAGGAUCAGAUAACUCACUGCACCAUGAAGCUCCGGCAGACCACGGGAAUGAUGGAAUUCUGUCUGGAGGUUAUUAAAGAGAACGAUCCCAGUGGAUUCCUACAGAUCUCAGAUGCGUUGAUAAAGCGUGUCCAGGGCUCUCAGGACCAGUGGGUAAAAGGUGCAUUGGAGCCAAAGGUCUGCCCAGAAUUUGCCUUGACCGUCAACACAGACCCUCUGAUGCAGUCAAUUCUCCAGCUGGACUUCACCCAAAAUAAAGAUGGUCAGGAGGCUGCAUCAUUGAAACAAAUGCAUACAGGUGACCAGAAAGAGGAGGAGAACACAGGAGCGGAGACCCCAACAGUGCCUCCUGCACCACUGUUGCAGUUGGAGAAAUGCUGCAUGCGGAACAACAGCGCCACUCUGGCCUGGAGGAUAACUACAGUCCAAGCCCUGCCUGUCGAGGGUUACGUGCUGGAGCUGGAUGACGGGAAUGGCGGGCCUUACCGGGAGGUAUACGUGGGUAAAGAGACAGUCUGUACAGUGGAUGGCCUUCAUUUCAACAGUUCGUACAACGCUCGAGUCAAAGCGUACAACACUGCUGGAGUGGGAGCGUACAGCAAGGUUGUUGUUCUGAAGACCUCCGAUGGUUACAAUGUUGAACUAGUAGAGUUCAACAUUGACGGUCUUUAUGUGGGAACUGUAAAGGAUCAGAUAACUCACUGCACCAUGAAGCUCCGGCAGACCACGGGAAUGAUGGAAUUCUGUCUGGAGGUUAUUAAAGAGAACGAUCCCAGUGGAUUCCUACAGAUCUCAGAUGCGUUGAUAAAGCGUGUCCAGGGCUCUCAGGACCAGUGGGUAAAAGGUGCAUUGGAGCCAAAGGUCUGCCCAGAAUUUGCCUUGACCGUCAACACAGACCCUCUGAUGCAGUCAAUUCUCCAGCUGGACUUCACCCAGAAUAAAGCGGAGACCCCAACAGUGCCUCCUGCACCACUGUUGCAGUUGGAGAAAUGCUGCAUGCGGAACAACAGCGCCACUCUGGCCUGGAGGAUAACUACAGUCCAAGCCCUGCCUGUCGAGGGUUACGUGCUGGAGCUGGAUGACGGGAAUGGCGGGCCUUACCGGGAGGUAUACGUGGGUAAAGAGACAGUCUGUACAGUGGAUGGCCUUCAUUUCAACAGUUCGUACAACGCUCGAGUCAAAGCGUACAACACUGCUGGAGUGGGAGCGUACAGCAAGGUUGUUGUUCUGAAGACCUCCGAUGUGGCAUGGUUCUCCUUUGACCCUACGUCAGCUCACAGAGACAUUGUCCUGUCCAACGAACACCAGACUGUGACGUGUAACAGUUACGAUGAUCGCGUGGUGCUCGGGACAGCUGCCUUCUCCAAGGGUGUGCAUUACUGGGAACUUAGUGUGGAUCGCUAUGACAACCACCCCGACCCCGCAUUUGGUGUGGCACGGAUUAAUACGAUGAAGGACAUGAUGUUAGGGAAGGAUGAUAAGGCCUGGGCCAUGUAUGUGGACAACAAUCGCUCCUGGUUCAUGCACAACAACUCCCACACCAACAGGGCUGAGGGUGGCAUCUCAAAGGGUUCGACUGUGGGAAUCCUGUUAGACCUUACAAAACACACACUGACCUUCUUCAUCAAUAAACAGCAGCACGGACCAGUGGCUUUCGAGAACCUGGAGGGUGUGUUCAUGCCUGCCGUUAGCCUCAACCGCAACGUCCAGGUGACUCUGAUCACAGGUCUGGAAGUCCCAAAGAGCAUCAUGUGAUCAUCUUUGACCAAUGAGAACGAGGCAGAUCUUUCUUAUCAAACGAAUCAGUGCUCUGGAAAAAAUAUGUUUUGGAAUAUUUGAGCUUGGUUUAUAUUUGUUUUCCCUUAUGUUCAUCUGGGUGAUUUGCAUUUCAGUGUUUACAAAUCAUUUCCAUGUUUACAGAAAAACAAACCACUGGAUUAUCCCCACAGGGGCCGAAGAUGGAGUCGGACCCCAAAGCACUUUGAAGUAGAGUUCAGUCUCUUUUUCAUACCUCCAAUGAAAAUUUAGCACAGUUCCACAAAUUAAAACGUAUCAAGCAUUUGAUAGGUUAGCAACGGAGUAAAGCAACCGAUAGCAAUCAAACAACUGCGAGACUAAAAGUGAAUUUGAAAUCAUUUCAGGUUAAUUUCACAUGCUACAUGAAUCUCAGGUUUACUCACCUUUAAUCUGCUGUGUGAUUCAAAAGGCCUCAGCAAAUUCAUCAUCACUCAUACCGGGUUGCUAGGAUUGAAAAAAUCCCAGUCAAGCCAAAGGCCCUGCGUCAGAGAGAGACGUGACUAGUGACGAGAGUGAGUUUACAAUCUCUUUACUUCAACAAAUUCCAAUCCUUAUAUUUGAUGCAGAUCUUUCUCGUAUAAUAAGAAAUAGAUAGUCGAAUGGAGGAUAGAGUGAUUAGGGCGUUGCUAUGCAGUCGCUGUGUGCUCUGGAUGGCUUAAACCGGGUUGUUUUAAAGUUUCUAAUCUGUUCUGUGUAGUUGCUUGGAGGUUACUUACAGUCUUCACCUCAUGGACUACAAAAUAGCACACUUGCUGAAUUAGCUGCACAACUUGAGGUAUCAUUCAUGAUCGUAGCACAUACUGUGGGAUGAGUUACGUGCUGGUGUACCUUAUCGUGUGCACAGUUGUGAUACCUGUCACACACACGAGUUCUGGUUUACAGAAAUGAAAUAAUACCUCCCAUUAGAGAUGGAUUGUUCCCUCACCACCAAGUAUAUUUGGUCUUGGUGUUUCAUAUGAGCCACAGUUGUGAAUAUUUAGCCAGAUCUCAAAUCUCCUUACACUGUGACGGACGUGUUCCUCGAGUCUUGAAGAUGAAAUGUGUUUUUUUCUCCUAGCCCAGCUUAAUAUGCUGAGGCAACUGUAAGUAAGCCAUUUUAGCCUAGUCAAGUCAAGUCACAUUUAUGUAUAUAGCUCUUUUAACAAUACAGAUUAUUUCAAAGCAGCUUUACAGUGAGAACAGGAAAAUAAUGCAAAAAAGUUUGUUUCCAGAUGAAAAUAGCUUACACAGUCCAGCUUACGUAAGUUCAGUGAUGUUUCAUUUUUGUUUUAAAAAAGUUGUUAAUUUAGUUCAUUUUUAUAUAUAUAGGCGCUCUGGAG
Messenger RNA from Pimephales promelas (fathead minnow), 4167 nucleotides. NCBI's taxonomy places the organism in Eukaryota, Metazoa, Chordata, Actinopteri, Cypriniformes, Leuciscidae. The record is from RefSeq and is a predicted model, not a curated record.